UAUGACAGCACAGAUGGAUUUUGCAUCUCCUGGUUUUAUCAGACAUUGGGACCUACAUUUCCUCCAUGGGGCUCUAUCAUUUGCUGUUCACACAAACUAUCCUACAGGAUUCCAGAAAUUUCUGAAGGAAAGAAACCCUCUCUCAGAAAAUAGGGAUGGGUUUAUCAGGAUCUUCUGGAAAGAUGCUUUUAAUUGUGAUUUCUCAAACUCCACCGUAGAGGAGAGACAUGAGAAGAUCUGCACUGGGGAGGAAAAGCUGGAGACUCUGCCUGGGACCGUGUUUGACACAAGCAUGUCUGGCCACAGUUACAGCAUCUACAAUGCAGUUUACAUUAUGGCACAUGCUUUGCAUUCAGUAACUUCAUCCAAGUCAAAACAGAGAGCAAAGAUAAAAGAGAUAAGGCAAAAAGGACUACAUGAACAGCCAUGGCAGGUACCAUCCAUACAAAUGUGAAAUGAUUUUACUUUUUUUUUUUUUUUGACUGGACAUGACUUCAUUGUCUCUCUACCUUGUCCCCAAUUUAGCUCCAUAAAUUUUUGAGAAAUACUUUAUUUAAAAACAGUGUUGGAGAAAAUAUUUCCUUUGAUGACAAUGGGCAUAUUAAUGGAGGAUUUGAUAUCUUCAACUGGGUCACUUACUCAAAUAACACAUUUACAAAAGUCAAAGUUGGAUGGGUGGACCCAAAUUCUUUCUCUUCCAAAACAUUCAACAUGCAGGAGGGUUCCAUUACAUGGCCCACAAGAUUUAACCAGGAAAGACCUCUUUCUGUGUGUAAUGAUAAUUGCAAUCCUGGUUCUAGUAGGGCCAAAAUAGAAGGAAAGCCAUAUUGUUGCUACGAGUGCCUUCCAUGUCCAGAAGGAAGGAUUACAAAUCAUAAAAACAUGGAUGAUUGUUUAUCAUGCCCAGAAGGACAGUAUCCAAAUAACAAGCAUGACUUGUGCCUUCCAAAACACAUAACUUUCCUGUCUUAUGAAGACCCAUUAGGGACCUGUUUGGCCAUUACAGCAAUUGUCUUUGCUUGCAUUGCUACUGUGGUACUUGGGAUCUUCAUCAAAUACCAGGACACUCCCAUAGUCAAGGCCAACAACCGGAACAUCACCUACCUUCUCCUCGUCUCCCUUGUGCUCUCAUUCCUUUGCAGUUUAUUAUUCAUUGGACAACCUGAAAAGGUCACCUGCCUUUUCCAACAACCUGCUUUUGGGAUUGUCUUCUCAGUAGCCAUUUCUUGUAUAUUGGCCAAAACCAUCAUCGUGGUGAUCGUUUUCAUGGCUUCAAUGCCAGGAUCCAAGAUGAAGAGAUGGCUGGGCAAACAAUUAGAUAAUUACAUUGUUGUUUCUUGUUCCCUCAUUCAAGUCCUUGUCUGUACUGUAUGGCUUAUAACCUCACCCCCAUAUCCAGAUGCUGAUAUGAAUUUAGUGGCAGAUAAAAUCAUUCUGGGAUGUAAUGAAGGCUCUACUCUCAUGUUUUAUUGUGUCUUACUCUACCUUCUUUUCCUUGCUAUUGUUGGUUUCAGUGUGGCUUUUCUAUCCCGGCAUUUACCAAACAGUUUUAAUGAGACCAAGUUUAUCUUCUUCAGCCUCUUGUGUUUUUGUAGUGUCUGGAUGUCCUUUUUUCCAACAUAUCUGAGUACCAAGGGAAAAUACAUGGUGGCUGUGGAGAUCUUUUCCAUAUUAUCUUCUAGUGCAGGGUUAUUGGGUUGCAUCUGUUUCCCCAAAUGUUUUAUUCUUCUUCUGAGGCCUGAUCUGAACAAUAAGAGGCAGUUACUGAAAGGCAAGAAACAAUGA
Molecule: messenger RNA, 1785 nt
Organism: Pantherophis guttatus
Lineage: Eukaryota; Metazoa; Chordata; Lepidosauria; Squamata; Colubridae
Source: RefSeq, a predicted model, not a curated record